Venustampulla echinocandica is the source of this 834-nucleotide messenger RNA. RefSeq lists its product as uncharacterized. NCBI's taxonomy places the organism in Eukaryota, Fungi, Ascomycota, Leotiomycetes, Helotiales, Pleuroascaceae. The coding region runs from base 1 to 834 and encodes 277 amino acids. The record is from RefSeq and is a predicted model, not a curated record. The transcript has a single exon.
AUGUUCAAGAUGAGCUCCGAAUCCAAGAUGGCCGGCCCAGGCUACAUCAUCCUGAACAUCAUCCGAGCCAUGAACAUCAUCUCUCUACUACUGGUUGCUAUCGCCAGUUGGGUUAUGCUUGUAAUGACGCUGAAGACCUCGAGCUUUUUCUUCUUCGACGGAGUAUCGCACUUCAUCACAAGCGUCAUAGCCUGUUUCCUCAUCAUCUCGGAACUCAGCCUCUUCCAAAGCUACUUCGUCAAAAACUGGCCGAACUUUGGACCCGAGCAUGGCUUCGUCUGCCUUGGACUGUCAAUGAUUGUGCUUGGCUUCAAUAUUCUGGGCAAUCUCAACAAAGCAGCUACAAGCGUGGAAAAUUUGGGGCUACCAUUGUGGCGUGUCGUUAUCUCAGCGGGAAUUCUCGCAUCCUUGAGCGGCCUGUUCAACAUCAUCGCCACAUACGUCUUCUCCCAGCCCAAACUCGGAAUUUCCGGCCGUCAAGUCAGAGGUCAAGGAGCUGCCACAUUCCCCAGCUCGUCAACAAAGUCCAACUACAGCGUCUCCAGCGGUUCUAUCCGCAAGGCUGAGAGUCCUGUCCUUCCAACUUACCACACUCCCACCGAGGAGCGAAGAAAGUCAAGAUUUGGUCUCAAGUUCCCCAUUCGAACAUCUGGCAUCUCGAAGCCCAUACCCACCAACCAAGAGCAAUUCUCGAAAUGGGAUGAUCGAAGUUCGCCAGUCGUCCCUGAUGUCCAACGACCCCCAACUGCAAUGCACCCAGCGUUGCACCCUCCGGCGCCGGCAUACCCUGCAUCUUCAAGAUAUAGUGUGGUCAGUAAUAUGACAAGAUUUUAA